Babesia bovis T2Bo is the source of this 1600-nucleotide messenger RNA. RefSeq names its product putative tubulin gamma chain. The record is from RefSeq and is a predicted model, not a curated record. The coding region runs from base 127 to 1488 and encodes 453 amino acids. Lineage: Eukaryota; Apicomplexa; Aconoidasida; Piroplasmida; Babesiidae. The transcript is spliced from 7 exons. Gene Ontology annotation, cellular component: gamma-tubulin complex; microtubule; centrosome. Gene Ontology annotation, biological process: mitotic spindle organization; mitotic cell cycle; mitotic sister chromatid segregation. Gene Ontology annotation, molecular function: GTP binding; structural constituent of cytoskeleton.
ACAUAAUAUUAUACGGUUGUGUGUACCGAAAUUACACACAUUUGACCUAUAUGGGCUGUGCUCUUGGUAUUGGAUUCUGCUGUCGCUCCGAACAGUAUUCCGCCCCUUGAUACAUAUGUUGUGACGAUGCCGAAAGAAAUAAUCACACUGCAAGUUGGCCAGUGCGGUAACCAAAUAGGUAUAGAAUUCUGGAAGCAGCUCUGUGCUGAGCACGGCAUUGACCAGGAAGGGCAUGUAAUUGGGAACCAAAAUUAUCACCAUGAUAGGAAAGAUGUCUUCUUUUAUCAGGCUGAUGAUGAGCAUUACAUCCCAAGGGCGGUACUUUUCGACCUUGAACCUAGGGUGGUCCAUGGAAUCAUGACAUCUGAAUACCAGCGACUUUAUAACCCAGAGAACGUAUUUCUUUCAAAGGAUGGAGGUGGUGCUGGAAACAACUGGGCAAGAGGAUAUGCCACUGCCGAUAGAGUGCAGGAUGAGUUAUUUGAUAUUAUCGACAGAGAAGCCGAUGGUUCUGACUCACUAGAAGGUUUCGUUCUUUGCCAUUCUAUUUCUGGUGGUACUGGAAGUGGUAUGGGAAGUUACCUUCUAGAAAGUCUAAAUGAAAAGUAUCCCAAGAGGCUUAUACAGACUUACUCUGUAUUCCCUCACCUCACCACUGAGACCAGUGACGUGGUUGUUCAACCCUACAACAGCAUACUAACGCUAAAACGUUUAACCCUGAACGCGGACUCUGUCGUUGUACUCGACAAUGCUGCACUCAAUCGCAUUUUAGUGGAGAAAUUAAAAGUCACAACUCCAUCAAUACAAGAAACAAACACAUUAGUAUCUAAUGUAAUGGCUGCAUCCACCGCCACACUGAGGUAUCCGGGACCCAUUAACAAUGACUUACUGGGCCUCAUGGCCUCACUCAUCGCAGUGCCUCGUUGCCAUUUUCUCAUCACAUCUUAUACUCCAUUAACACUACAAAAGCACGUUUCAUCAAUACAGAAGACCACUGUUCUUGACGUUAUGCGUCGUUUAUUCCAAACACAGAAUGUGAUGAUGUCUGCCCCUAUGAAAGAUGGCAAAUAUAUGUCAGCGCUAAAUGUAAUCAUGGGCGACGUGGAUCCGACAGAAAUACACAAGAGCCUGCAGAGGAUUAGGGAGCGGAAGCUAGUGGAAUUUAUCAAGUGGAACCCAGCAUCUAUCCAAGUAGCGCUAUCCAAACAUUCACCAUACGUACCACAACAACACAAGGUGUCAGGACUGCUACUGGCAAAUCACACUUCGAUAGCCGGGUUAUUUCAACGCUGUAUACAACAAUUUGAUAAACUCUACAGUAGAAGAGCGUUUUUGGACAAUUAUAAGAAAGAAGCAAUGUUCAGUAGUCCGGAUGGCCAGGGUAAUUUCGAAGAAAUGGAACAUUCCCGCGACAUCUCUCAAUUGCUCAUAGACGAGUAUAAGAGAGCUGAACAAGAUGAUUUCUUUGACUUGGGAUGUCAACUUUAGUAGAUAUGUUCAUUGAACAAGUCAUUGGCAAAUUGACAAAACUAUCGUGACCUAUAUAGUUAUAAAUCAAACCGAAGCGCGCAUCGGGUUUUGUCCAACAACUAUAUAUACU